Messenger RNA from Synchiropus splendidus (mandarinfish), 11857 nucleotides. Its product is annotated as G patch domain-containing protein 8-like. The record is from RefSeq and is a predicted model, not a curated record. Gene Ontology annotation, cellular component: nucleus. NCBI's taxonomy places the organism in Eukaryota, Metazoa, Chordata, Actinopteri, Syngnathiformes, Callionymidae. The transcript has 5 exons. Bases 256 to 3501 code for a protein of 1081 amino acids.
CAGCACUGCGCGCGUUAAAAGGGCAGAUGGUGACGGCGGCUAAGUGAGGAGCCCAUCUCUGAGCUGGACCACGGAGCGUCAGGGAGGAGACGCGAGAGGAGCCCGGAGAGGCGCUGACAGUGGCGAGGAGGAGGAGGACCCUUCCUGCCGUUCUGCGCGCGGCUGAAGCCAACUUGAGCGAGCGUCCCCUCGGAGGUCCGUGUCGGAGGUGGAGAGUUGAGCAACUUUUCUCCUGCGAGGCCCCGUGACGGCCCAAUGGCGUGUUACUACAUCGUGAUCAGUUCCACCCACCUGCGUGACGGGCAGCUGAGGAGCAUCAAGGGCGUCUUCAGGGGUCCGAUCGGAGCCGGCGGCCCGAGGAGCGCGGAGGACGGAGACUCCAGCUUCUACUGCGAGCUCUGCGACAAGCAGUACGUCAGACAUCAGCAGUUCGACAACCACAUCAACUCCUACGACCACCAUCACAAGCAGCGGCUGAAGGAGCUGCAGCAGAGGGAGUUCUACCGAGCGCUGGGCGGCAGGAGGCAGAGGAGGCGGCGCGAGGAGAGGCGGGAGGAGAGGAGGCUGCGGCAUGACGGGAGCGGCGCUGCCCACUGCGCUCCAGGCUCUGGCCCCAUGUUCAGGUCCACCACCGUCGCCGUCGACCAGGCCUGUCCAAGCAGAGCACCGCUGACGGAGAAGUGGGCCGGCCUCCGCGCCAGCUCGCCGCUCGGCUCACAACUCCAGAACCCGACGAUCCGGCCCUUCAUUCCUCUGGAACCCACCCUGCUGGGGACGGCCCGAUGGACCUACGAGCCCCUGGGUACCAGCUCGGGCGCCGCCACCUUCGUCUUCGGCGACUCCUGCCCGGGCGUCGCCGCCGCUGCCAGCGAGGACGGCGUUUGCGCCGCCUCCCCUCCCGGCCGCGUUAACAAGCUCCCCUGGGCUCCACGCUGUUUAAGCGACACCAUCACAGCCAGUAACGUCGCCGCGCCGGACACCAACGGCUGUGACGCUGACAGCGGCGGGUUGCAGUGCCAAAGCUCAGGGCUCCUUUCCAUCUCCAGCAGAGUUCGACCGGUGUCCUUCUCCCUGCCCAAGAGGAGCUGCGUCCUGCUGCACCAGUCGGCCGCCGUCUUCAUCCAGGCAGGGCGGGCUCUGACCCAGAAGCCGGGUGGCGGGCAGCAGAGGGACGGGGUGGAGGCGCCGGGGCCGGAGAGACCAGAGGCUGGAGAGGCGGACGCAAAGGACCUGGAGGCCCUUUCUGAGGAGGCCGUUCACCGCUGCCUGGCGGACGGCGGUGAGCCCGGGACGGACGCGCAGCUUUAUUUUGAGAGUGUGACGGAGGAAGCAGUGCCUGGCAGGAGAGCGGAGACCAAAGCACGGAGAGAAAGCACAAGCAGUCCUGACAAUCAAGCUCCAUCCCGAGAGCUUCUCCAACAAUCAGCUGCCAAGGUCUCCAUGGCCAGUGAAGAGGCCUUGCUUCAGUCCCAAGCCAAAGAUCGGAGCUCCUCCCCUCCAGAGGAAUCUUCCAGCCGUCCCACAGAGCCCUUCUGUCCGGUGCUGAGUCGAGACGGCAGCAGGGUUCUGCUGUGGCCCUCAGAGAUGCUCAGCCACACCAAGGCUUCGCCCCCCGUCUCCUACAGCGUCAACCCCCUGCUCUACGACUUCAGAGCCCACAACAAGGCGCGGCAAGGAGACGGUGUGGAGCAGCAGAAGGAGAGAGUCCAGCCGCCCGUGGUCCCACAUCACAGGCAGGGAGGAGAAAGGCAGGAGGCAGGACAGGCGGGAGAUCCCCUGGAGCUGGCCGGCCAUUGUAGCGGCGCAGACGCCGCACCGCGUGCUGAUGAAAGCGCCUGUGAAUUUGUUUCUCUGUCUGCAGAGUGUCAAAAGCCGGCGAGGAGAAAACGCAGGAAGAAAAGAGGAGGUGUGAGGAGAGGCAUGAGGAAGAGAGGGAGGCGGAAGAAGAGAGAGGGGAUGAAAAGAAAGCAUGUGGAAAGUGGAAAAGCCAUAAUAAGCAGCUUGUGCAGAAGUCAGGUGUCAGGAGGGAGAACAGAGAGGCAGAAAGCAGUGGGGAGCGCAGAGAAGGGCCUAUUAAGUCAUCUGGCGCUGCAUCGGCAGGAGGGGGGCCAGGGGCCGGGAAUAAACGGAGAUCAGACGGAGCCAAAGAGCGGCCAGCUUUUCAGUAAUGGUCCUGUGGAUCGCUGUAAUCGCUGCAGCCAGCUGUGUGCUCAGGUGGAGCGGGAGGCCGCCGCGCCUCCAGCCCAGCAGUCCGCCACCGGACGGGGCCGGAGCACCGGCGGGGGAGCCGCGUGUGACUCGCCGAUCUGCCUCAUGCCGGAGCCCGCGUCUGCCACGCCGGGCGCCGAGGAGCCAGAGAAGAACACGGGGGAAGGGCAGGCGGGCGAUCCGCAAAGGAAUCUGAGGGGAGGCGCGUGCAAGCCCGCGAUUAGCGGCGCUUCACCCCCCCGCAGAGGCGCGAGGUGUGGACAGGGAAUGUGUGGGGAUGGCAGCCCUGAGGGGGGAGCAGCGGGCGCUCCAGCAAUUACCCUCUCCCCUGGGUCUGAUUCCUGCGGAACAGCAGGCUGUCACGGACCUGCAGAAGAGUCCAACCUCCGCGCUCAACCCCCCGAAAGUGAGGGGAUGAGACCCGCGACAGACACGAGCAGAGAUGUGAGGAAGAGGAAGGCAGAGUCAGCAGAGAGCCAAGCAGCGCCGCCGAAGAAACGGAAGAGGGGAAGACGACACUCGGACGCUGGGCCUGGGUCGGCGUGGCCACCUCAAGCUUGCACCUGCUGCAGUGGAGGCCGGACCAGGAGCAGCCGCAGCAGCAGCAGCGAGACGCUGGCAUGUGAGGACGAGGACGUGAGGGCUCGGGCCUGCCCCUCACCCGCACACAGUCCACCUCACUCCCACGUGUCCAGAAAGUCUCCCACUGACCAAUGUAGCGACAUGGAGGUCUUGAGCGCAUCACGCCGCCACACACCCGAGCGCCAGUCCAGAGAAGGCCCUGCUGAGGUCCUCACAGAGGACGUGUGGCUGAAGCAGCAGCAGCAGCUGAAGGUGAGGGAGGAGUUGGAGAAGGAGUGGGCGAGGCGGAAGGACGGCGCCGCAGAGGUGGAGAAGAGGCCUUGCUUCCCCGCCCCCCUCCCUCCUGGUCGGGUGCCCCUCCACGCUCCUCUCCUGCUCCCGGCGCCGCUCCCCUCCUCCUCCUCCUCCUCCUCCUCCUUCUCCUUCCGUCACACAGUGAUCCGCCAUCACCUGUCGCUCCUCCCGCCUCACCUGCCUGUGCAUUCCUACCCUCCCCUGCUUCCUUCCUUCUCCUCUCACCUGCAUCCUCUCUCUCUUAACCCCCCGCCUCCCCCUCCCCCGCCAGCCUUCUAUGCAUCCCCCCCUAUCCCUCUGCUGGACGUGGCCCCAGCUUACCCCAUCAGCCCCGAGUUUCACCCCCUCCUGAGUCCCCACCCGCCUCUGUACCCGCCGGCCCACCCCGCCCUGCUGCCCCUGCAGGUGCUGUUCUGACGCGCGUGGGCCCAGUGGUCAGGAGUGAGCGCAGCUCCUUCUCUUCACCCGAGCGUCUGCUGCGGCGACAGCUGGUUCCAUCACCAUCGCGCCUGACCACGCCCGUCGCUGGCCUCAGUCCCCAGAGAGGAGGAGGACUAGCACGCUAACGUGUCGUCACGUUCCCCCUCAGACGCCGAUGUUCUUGUUCCUCCACACGCAUCCAUCAGCUGAUUCACCCUUCAGAUUCCUGGAUAUUGCUGACUCAAACCUGAUUCCCUACCACAAGCGUCCACUGCUCUGAGAGCCUGACGGUUCUGUCGGAUUGUUCCUCCUCAGACAGAAGAGCAGACGAGCCCCAGUGUGGACCCUCAUGCACAGAGCACCCCCCGACCGGGUCAGUUCUGAUGCUUGGCAAAGUGCUUGCUGUCUUUUGCAACACUGUUUUAACAGAAAGGAAAUGGAAGCAGUGAGUGAGGAAUGCUGCGGUCGCUGCGCAGCACAGCGUCUUCUGGUGCGGUCGUCAUGUUCUGAGCCCAAGCGCCACUUCUCACGCAGAGUCUGUCUCCGGCAGCGAGAGAAAGAGCAAAUGUUAAAUUGAGCUUUUGCUCUUUGAUUCGGAGUGUGACUCCAGCGACUGACCUUUACGGCCGUUGUUGUGCUGCUGCUCUGAUCCCGCUUCUAAAAAUAACAGCAGUGAUUCACGACUGAAGUUGAAAGUUUCUUUUCUCCUGCGCCCCGACCAUGAGGACGUUCUCCAUCUGUGCUCCACACCACGGACGCGAAGCUCCGCCCCGUUUCCAACGCCAGUUCCUCAGGAUGGAGGGCUUCUUCUUCUGCCAUGGAUCAGCACAGCACACCUUCUCAGAGGCUUCCAGAAGUGAGAUGGAAGGUCCAGAGGAUGUGGGACGAGACGAGCACAGCUCUGAAGCCUCCCUCCCUCCGCGACCACCUUCUGAACAUCAGGAACAUCAGGCAUGCGGCCUGCCUGGCUCCUGCCAUGCUGCGUCCUGAAGAAGCAACACGGUAACACGACAAGGUCCCCGUCAGCUUCAGGAUCAAUAGAACUGGAGGAACUUUUCAGAGCAGUUUCCAGCUGCGGCACGGGCUCCAGCAGGUCCAGCAGACCCUGGUUCGGCUGCCGACAGUGUGGGUUCCAGGUUUGAGCAGUGCUCAUUCCCGCGCGCGCACGCACACACACACACACACAGGUGGUCCUCACAUGACACGCCCAGCCCCAGCCGAGUCUGCUGCUGAUGCAGUGUUUCGCCACGGUGAGGGUGGGCGGAGCCAGCUGUAAAUGAGAUCAAUCCUUAGUAGAUGUAUUUUUGUAGCCAAACCUCAGUUGUAUUGAGGCAGUUUUGUAGCCAGAGGCUUCUUAGCAAAGGACUUUGUCUGUCGACUCCUUGUUAAUGAACUUUCCACCGACGUGACUCCCGUGCGCUCCGUCCCUCGUGCCGCCGCCGCCGCCGCCGCCGCCGCCGCCACCUCAGCCCUUCUAGGUCUAGUGAUCCAGACGACUCAUGAAGUGAAAAUAAAUUGCUAUGAAAUUGUCAUCGACUCUGUGUCUGCUCUUUAUAAGUAGAUAAACACGAUAAAAUGAUGGGGUUUUUCUGCUGAUAAAAACGUGAUUAUCCGCAGACAAAAGUGGCAUCGAUUUGCCUGCAACUCUCCUGCUGUGACAAUUCAAGUGGAAGACAGAAGUGAGAGUCAUUUCACUUUCAUUUGAAGGUGACAUGGAAAUGGUAGACUGGCUGGCUGAGUGGUGGUGCCGCGAGGAGCGAGCUUCUGUCUUUGUUGUGAUACAGUUGGAGCUCAGUUUUACCACAGGAAGUUGGGAAGGAAGCGUGAGCUCGGAUUGAUGGACAGGUGACGGAGGGUGUGGAAGGAAGCGUGGAGAUGCUCGGCUGGAAGUGUGAGUGGGUGAUGAGGAGACGUGGGGAUGGAUGAAGGCAUGGACCAAGCUCCUCGCAUGACCUCGGCUCUCUAUAUUCUGGAGUGGCUCAUGCCAUCUCCGAGGUGACCCGUCCAGAUCAUGUGACUCCCUGCUGUGCGCGUCAGGUGGAAGUGGUUGAUCUGAUCAUGUCGGAGACGAACGCUCCAAAAGACCGUUCCCCCGACGCCCCGGUCCAGAGGUGGGAUCCGAGGAAGCCUGGUCUGUGCAGGCAGCAAGAAGAAGGCACAUUUGAAGUUGAAUAAAAAGGUCAUUUUUCCACGUUCUGCUCUGAAUUCUGAAGCGAAAGCGUGAAGCCGCUGGAGAGGUGAGAGAGUGAAGAGAACUGCAGUGGGGUCUGGCGUCAGACGUGGAGCUGGCUGGGAGGCAACAUGUCUGGCUGAUGAGCUGUUGGUGAGCUCUGAUGCUGUUGCCAUGGUGAGCGCGCCUCAUCCUGCUGGCCCGGCCGGGCCUCACCGGAGCGCACGUCUCUCACGGGACUGUUCCGGGCGAUGGUCACGCGCCUGGCAGCUGGGCUUCACGGGACGGCAGUGAAGGCAUCGGAUGCUGCAGGAGCCGACAGAUGGAGGCGCCGUGUUCAUUGACUAAAAUGGCAUAAAAGCUCAACAUGUUCAGCACCUGGGGCGGCGCGGUGAGUGUGAGCGAGUCACAGGCGGCGAGCGGAGUGUUUUGAUUUCAGAACAGCUUCUCAGCAAUUUGCUCGUCUGACCUUUAAAAACCAAGCAAAACCUUUCUGACAUUAAAACUCUAUUGAAUUUGUGCGUGCUCCCACGCGGCGCGCGCUGCGCAGCGCUGGACUGUGCAGACCCGGCUGCGGGGGGUCCAGCAGCUGAAGGUCUGAAGGUGGCUCAGAGGGGUUUCUGCCGUGACCUCUGACCUGCAUCAGAGUCCUGCCCUGCCUCCCGACCCGGAUGCUGUCCCCUGGCUCCUCCUCCUGUGGCGUGUCCAUGGUGGAGCACGACAGCUGGAGGUUUCUGCCUCCACUUGGUCCCCAUGAACUUGUCAGGAGAGUGAGAGCAACUGAAAGUGACAGUUCUCAUUUCCAAUUUCAGAGAAAAAUCCCUGGCAGCCCAAGCACUCUCCACCUAGUUGAAAGGCCGUCCUCACUCUGGAUUAUAAUCCACUCAGCAGAUGCGCCUGACAGUCUCAUGCAGGCGGCUGCAGUGCUGCUCCCUGGCGCCCCCUGCACGCCUCUCACACUGAAGAGCCAGUCUUUCACUGACAACCGUUUUUGAGUCACCACACGCUCACGUGACUGCAGCAAGCUCAAGACCACUUCAGGUCUGAGGUGAAACCGUCCAGACAUGUGUCCAACCCCAGGCCGGGGGGCCAAAUCCGGCCUGGCAAGUCAUGUCCAACCACGGUCCUCCAACCACGGUCCUCCAACCACGGUCCUCCAACCACGGUCCUCCAACCAUGCUCCUCCAGCCUCUGUCUGCCAGUCUCGCUCCUCGCGCCGCAGCCUGCCGUCCUUCCACAGCAGCGGCUGAACUGUUGGAGCUAAAGACGGCGCCACUGUUAUUGGGCUGAUUACAGACGAUGAGUCGCUGGACACGGCCGGUGAGGGAGACGGCGGCGCUCAAUCCCAAAUAACCUUUUGUUUGGGCUCAACGGUGGCGCAGGAGUGCGACGUGAUCAGUCAUCACAAACAAGCGGCGCAGCCCUAACUUUCUGCUGGCUCAGCACUAAAACAGAGUCGGCUUUGAAGCGCGAGCGCCGGCUUGGCAGCGCGAGAGAUUCCACCGAGUCAGAGAAGUGCGAUCCUUCUGACAACUUCCUGGCAGCCGUGACCCAGUUCUGCUCAGGAGCACUGAUCAAAACCCUCUCAACACAGGAAGGAAGCUUCUGUGGUUUGGGAGCUCCUGCGAGAGGAAACAUUCACUGGUCCUCAACAACCGCGAGAGUGCUGGCUGCACCGCUGGCCUCCAGGUCAUGUGAUGUAGGAAGGCUCUCCUGUGACCCGCGGCGAAGGCAGUGUGAGUGGACCAUAGACCUCCAGGAGGAGAAGGUGUCCUCGGGUCUGGGUCCUGGGUCGUAGUGAGUCAGCAGCAGACGUCCGCGUGGCAUCAGCGAGCUAGACCCUCACUGAUGAAGCCAGCGGCUGGAGCCUCCCUCCGUGGGUGUCAGGAAGCUCUCCACGAAAGGUGGAGGUUCAGUGAUCUGAAGGACCACAUGGGGAUGUGGACCAGGUCCAAGUCAAGUGGUGAGAAGGUCGCGGCCUCACUGCGGCAGUGCUUCCUCCUAGAUCAUCUGGAGAUGGAUGUUCUGGACGAGGUCUGAAACCAUCGAGUCUCCAGGCCCCUCACCAUCUGCAGAGGACCACGGUGAUGAACGGAGCCACGUGACUGGCAACAUGUCCCGACCCUGCCGUCCUCUCUCGCCGCCUCCAAAGCUGCAGCCUCUGGACUGCCACACUCCAGCUGUCGCUUAAUACACGCUAAGCUGCGAGUUCAUCCGUUCAUCUGCUAAGCGACCGCACGCUGCGUCGGCACUUCUGCCGGAGUUCAUCCGUCCUUCCAGCCUCCGAAAAUAACUGAGCGUGUCCAGAAUGGAGCGGCAGCUCCAGAGAGACGCGCUGCCGUCUGCGACCUUGCUGCCACCUCGAUGACCCGUGUGAGGUCCUGCGCUCUGACUGGACGGUUGUUAGACGUCUCACACCUGAGAGCGGCAAGCGCACACGCCUGAGCUCUCAGUGAAGAUGACGCCUCUGGUUCUGACCCACUGAAGCCUCGCUCUUCUCUCGGGCCGUGCUGGUGUUUCUCUCACUGAAGGAUCAUCUCAGCUCAGAACCAGCCGCCUGAUGGUCUCCUCACAGCAGAGCCAGAGCACCAACAGCAGCCAGAGGACUUCUGCAGAUGGACGUGUGAGGACCACCCUUGCGUAUCGAAGAUCCAUCUCACCCCACAGACUGUGCAAUCUCAUCACUCUGACUGAUGCACGUCACAGAUUAUUAAGAUGUAAUCUCCUUGUUUCACCUGCACCUUUGUCCUUUGGUGAGGAGCAGGAGUGGAUGUGAGGGAGGGAGUGAAGAGACAGAAGCUGAGAAGGACUGCAGGGGAGUGUAAGAAGACAGGUGAGGGGGAGGUGAGACAGAGGAGCGAGGUGCGAGGAGGGCAAAGGUCCCGGCGGGUUAUAAAGAGAGGCGUCAAUCAUGAGGGACUUGAGGAGUGAGAAGUGCGAGGCUGAGGAGGUGUGAGCAGUUCAGCAGGCGGAGCUGCUUUCAGAUCCUCUGCACCCCGGAGGCCAGGACAGCUCCGUCAACUGCCGCAGACUCGGAGCAGAGCCUCUCAGGCCUGGAGGUUCCUCACCUCAGAAAGUCAAUUGAUGGAGGAUAAAGGAAAAGAAUUCCUGUCCACAUGAAACGCUGACAUGAAGCGCGACGGAGGCGGUGCGUGCGGUCGGAGCGAAAUUGAGAAACCUGGAGUCGCAGAGACGAGGCAGAGCAGGAGGAUCAAAGUGUCCCUUUAGUGGACCCACACGGCGAGAGGCGAGCUGUGGCAGGAGGUGAACAAUGCUGCCUCCACAUGAAGCCAGCAGUGAAAACCAGCGGCAGAUGAAAGGGGGCGCGCCACCGUCCCGCCCGCAGCUUCACAAGUCCUUGGCUUCUCCAUCUCUGGUCGCCAAACGCAGCACUGGGCUGUUGGAGGGGAGGCUUGUUUGUGUUCCAGACUCCAGUUUCUGACGGCGACUUUUGAGUUUCACCAUCACCGUGUCUGCUCAGGUUCUGUCCUUCUACGCUGAAUGGAUCCCGUGCUCCCGGCCGCUCGUGUCUCCACAUCUUUCCACGGUCGGUGCAGACCAGCACAGCUGAGACUCCUUUAACCACCAUGGAGGGAAGCUCCUGCUGUGAGGACCUGCUGGCUCUCGGGUGCGGGAGCUGGCUGACAGGUCCUGCUAUUGUCACGCGUGUAUUUGGGGCCACAGCUCCUUGGCUGCCUGACUCCCCUCACGCCUUGGACCCCCAGACUCCUGGAGACACCCCUCCCAGGCUGGACCUCGACUCACGUGCCCUCAGGAUCAGCCGGGGCCAGGCCUCCCACCGAGCCUGGUCUUACUCGAGGAAUUGGUUCCAGCUUUAAAAGCCUGGACGACUGGACUGCAACUCGAGUGCCAUGCGACUGACUGGUCUCCAUGUGGCCGGGGCUCCUGAAGCUCCUGUCUCCUCACCAUCCAACCAUGGUCAACAGAUCGAGGAUCCUGCUCUCUGGAGGGAGACGACGGAGUCUGGAAUGAAACUGGAACCUUUGAAACAAACACACACCAGUCAACUGAAUCCUUCAAGUUUGAAGCAAGUGAGUCGCAGGAAGAGGAAGAGAAGACCGUUGACACGGCACCGAGCUACUCAGGAGGGAAGGUCCCAGAGGAAGAAGAGCUGGAAUGAUCUCAGCCGACAUCCAGUUUCCAGCAGGGUGAUGGUGUGUGGAGGUGAAGCCAGCCAGUCUCCAGCUGAGGGUGGAGGUGGAGCCCUAGACUGCUCUGAGGGACGGGCUCAGGGAUGUGGAUCUGACUUUGUUUGGGAUGAUUGAUCCAGUCCCUGCUGCAGAGUGAUGUGCUUCGUCCAGUCAGGCCAAGGUGAAGGAUUUCACUGCUUUUAGAAGAUGCUUCUGAUGCUGUGGCACCGUGAUCCUCAGAAGUGGACCUGACCCAAGGCUCCGACACGCUCCACACUUCCAUCCGUCAGGAGGAGAGUUUGUUUUCUGCAUCAUUUCCUCUGGCGUCUCAGUGGCUGAGGGCAGCAGGCUGGUCAGGUCAGGAGAUGCUGAGGGUCCCACUCUCUCCCUCUCUCUCUCACACACACAAUGAAACGCUAAAUAAAUAGCUUCACGCUCAGCAAAAGCCAAAGUGGGUCAAACAUCAAAGUGGCCGCUGCAAAAGCUGCUGGUGCCGUCGACACACACGCGCACAGUCAGACUCAGACAAACACACUGGUUCCACAAGCUGAUACUUGAACCCUCCACUCACUCACUGGCUCACACACGGGCAGCUCUGCUUGUUCUCCAAAUUGCCAGACUCUUCUCUCUCUGGUGCCUCUCACACACACACACGCACGCUCUCUCACCCUUCUGCUGGUUGUAAUUGCAGCGUGUGGGUGUGAUGGCCACCAAAUAACAGCACUCAGGAGCGUCGGAGUGCAGGAGGACCAAGGCGGACGCAUGACAACACAUGUGCGGGUCACACUCCUUCGUAGCGCUCAUUAAGGAUGACCUUUGACCUCGGAUCACUGCGCACGUCCCGGGAGCCGCCGCCCGGUCCAGCGUCAGCCCGAGGCGGUGAGGUCACAUGACACGCCCUGCUUCGCUCCCCAACUGGAGCAGCUUCUCUGCUGUUUCCGCCCAGCAGCCUGGGAGACGGCGGCGGCGGGGUCAGCGAGAAGACAGUGGCAACACGCCUCCAUUUGCAUGGCAUUAAUCAGGGAGAGAAAAGCUUGUGAUUUAUGUGCAUAUGUGAUGACGGCGCGGCUCCAACCUGCAUCAUAAACAUCCUCUUCCAGCCAAGCCUUCGGACGCGCUGCGCUCGUGGCUUGAGCACUUGUUCAUGAAGUGGCCGACCGAGGGCCGCGGACUGAUCCGUCCUCCAGCUCUGACACGCACACACACUCAGGUUUUCAGGUUCUGUGGGCACCUCUCCCCCUCAACCUCACCUGAACCAGGAGCAGGUGUAGCCCUGUGGGCACCCACGCUGGCUGAAUGGCGCUCCGGUGGCCCUCAGGUCGUCACUGACUGGAGCCAAAGAGCUGUGUGACGCCGCCCCUGGGAGCAGACACAGCUCCACACAUCUGGGCGCCUCACGUUUGCUUCUGCAUCCUCCGUCACCACGUGAAGAAGGUCUGGAUAAAUGGACCGGGUCCUCCACCAAGUCUGGCUCUCUGCUCAGACGUGGAGCGAAGCCUGUCCUCCAUCAUCAAUCCUGCCUGUGCCUCCGUCCCCGGCUCCUCACUGGAGUGUGAACAAACUGUACGACAACUAAAUGAAUAAAUGGGGCCGAGUAAUGACUCGGCUUCACUCCGCCGGCCGUUUAUUUGGAUUCCUGCUGGAGGCUGGAGCCAGGUGAGUGAGCAGAGCUUCAGCAGGGACUGAACGUGACGACCCCUCGCUGGACCUGGGCUGCUCACACUGCAGUGGUCAGCGCCGCCACAGAAAAGACUUGGUGUCAUCUGAGGAGGUUGUGGCUUCACAUGUUUACAGUGGGUGGAUGUGUGAGAGGGAGCUGAGCUGCUGUCCAUGUUCAGCUUCCCUGACCCUGACCCUGACCCUGACCCGGACCCGGACCCUGACCCUGAGUCUGAGCCGGAGCCUGACCCUGACCCUGACCCUGAGUCUGAGCCGGAGCCUGACCCUGAGCCGGAGCCGGAGCCUGACCCUGACCCUGACCCUGACCCUGACUCUGACCCUGAGUCUGAGCCGGAGCCUGACCCUGAGCCGG